GAAAACCGUUACAAUCUAUAAAAUUGUGGUUGAAGGUUGAUAGAUUCUAGCAACGCGAUUUAAUUUGGGUAGGAAGGUAUCACCCUAAGCCAUUUCGGGGGUCGUCUCUCUUUCACCCGUAACUUUCGUCGCGGUUUUCUCCCAGCUCUUAAGUAACAACAAUAACAGACAGACAGCCAGCGGCGAGAGAGAGAGAGGGGUACAGCGUGGAGUCGCGUUGCAGACACAACAGAAAGCGCGCCCGCUACCUGAACAAGGUAGGCGGUGAGGUGCACGGGGGGAGCUCCGAGAGUUGGCGCGCGCGCACAUGGUUAUGUAAAAAUGUAUUUGCGCUCCUCGAGGUCAUCGUCGGUGGUUGAGGUGGCCCGCUCCGGAUCGCCACUUCCGGAAGUCGUGGGGCAGCUGCAGGAACAUGUGCGGAGUUCGCGACCAGGUGGUGGUGCGGACGCCGUCGCCUCCACCUCCGGUUCGGAGGUCGUGGCCACGAUCGGUUCGUUCGGCGUCAGCGGGAUCGUCGUCGUGGACCGGAUCGUGGCGGGCGUUACGGGACAUCGCGGAACUCGAACCACUGUAGCGGACGCCGUAGUCGAUGCUGCUGUCUCUAGGCACUUUUCGUUCAUGACCUAACCGAGAGAGGUUUCACCGAUUUCACUUUGGUUGGUCGAAUUAUGUAAUCUCCACGAAUACACGAUCGCGGUUCACACACUGCUGGCAGCCAACCUGAUCUCUUCGAGGUAUCGCUUGAUCACUGCGGUAGGGUUUCACUUUCCCUUCUCAGAAUACCCCACACAACAACUCGCACACAACUUCUAGAUCUGGAAGACCUUUAACAGCCACCUUUAGGUCUCGAGAUUCUUCCUGGUUUGAAAACACACACGCGCGACUCCACCGACGCUUCAAGCUUCGAACGCAACGCUGCACUGUACACAACACACUUUGGACAGCCGGGACCGCGAACGCCUCUACACGCGGAGAAAGAAAACUGGAGAGUGAGAGGCUCCGGCAACCGAACCGUGCAGUCAGCCCCCAAAACACAACCCCGGCGACGACGACGACAACGGCAGAGGGGGCGAGCGCGCGCGCAAAUCCAAAACAUUGCGCGAGCAGGACGGAAGAUAUCCGAGAGUGUGAGUGUGUGCGAGAGAGAGAGAAAGGCAGAAAAGAAAGGCGCCGCAACGCUUACAAAAGAAAUUGUACGCGCGGUGGAGAAAGAUCGCUGCGACGAUCAACGAUCGCGGCCCGUCUCAAUGGCCUGAAAGUGAGGUUAUGUAAGCGGAGAAAUGGAGAAGGUUAAACCCUGCGCGCGGUGGGAGAUUGGUGAUUGCGCGGGUAGGCGAGAUUGCUCACCCCUCAAAGAGAAAGGUACAGAAAGGCGAUCGGAGGAUGGGGUCGCAACCUCGAGGACGACAGAGCGCAGGGAGGAUGCUGAGUGCGGGGUUCAGGAAGUCCUGCGGUCUACUUUGCCAAUGGGGUGUUGUUGUAUGUCUUGAGUGAUCCUUAAGUUUUCAAGACAUGUAAGAAAGUUGCAGUACGCAUUGAUCUACAUCGAUCAUCAAGAUAUUCCAGAUCUGCUCGAAAAUCAUAGAGAUCAUAGAUAUCUGAGUCCCAUGAUACAAUCCGUUAGCAAUGUAUUGUGAAGAUCUUCUAGGCUGUUAAAAUCCUAGUUGACCUUGUUGAUCUUCAAAAUGUGAACUCCACGAUCAUCUUUGAACUAUACUCUAUGACCAUAGUGUGUAUUACACAUUAACUUUGGUCUUAGAAAGUCCUGCGAAGAUCACCCAACUCAUAGUUUGAGUAAAGGUAUUCGAUUGAUUAAAUCUAAGGACAAUCUGGAUAUAUUUGGAAUCAGCUAGGCGCAGUUCAACACCAUCAAGAUCUACUAUUUCCAUAUUUUAUGGAUACACCAUGUAGACCUUCGGUUGAUCACCAAGAUCUUCAACAUCUGAACUAAACGUUUGCUUG
Messenger RNA from Culex pipiens pallens (northern house mosquito), 1962 nucleotides. RefSeq lists its product as uncharacterized. Bases 322 to 627 code for a protein of 101 amino acids. The transcript has 2 exons. Lineage: Eukaryota; Metazoa; Arthropoda; Insecta; Diptera; Culicidae. The record is from RefSeq and is a predicted model, not a curated record.